Molecule: messenger RNA, 4122 nt
Organism: Candoia aspera
Lineage: Eukaryota; Metazoa; Chordata; Lepidosauria; Squamata; Candoiidae
Product: zinc finger protein 850-like
Exons: 2
Coding region: 202-3984 (1260 amino acids)
Biological process (GO): regulation of transcription by RNA polymerase II
Molecular function (GO): DNA-binding transcription factor activity, RNA polymerase II-specific; RNA polymerase II cis-regulatory region sequence-specific DNA binding
Source: RefSeq, a predicted model, not a curated record
CGCUGGAAAAAAAUAUGUGGAACUCAAAUAUUACAUGAAAAAGUCAAAGGGGAUAAUUUCCGAAUUCAGAAAAAGAGGAAAAUACCUGGAGGUCAGUGGGGAGGAAGAGGUCACUUGGAUAGCCACAUAGGGCAGACAGUAACUCAAGGCUCACCCUGUGAGGAAGGAAAGAGCCUGAAUCAAAGCACCACCAAACAAGGGAUGAGAAAUAGUUUUGAUCUCUUUGAGAAUCCAAGAAUAUCAGUGGUGGAAAAGCCCCACAGAGGGCUGUAUUGUGGGAAAAGCACAGAUUAUAGAUCAGAGCUGAUUAUGCACGAGAGGACUCACACUCGCGAGGAGGCCUAUCAGUGUUCUCGAUGCAGCAAAAGCUUUAGCAAGCACACCACCCUGGUGAAUCACCAGAGGACUCACACAGGAGAGAAAGCGUAUGAGUGUCCAGAUUGUGGGAAAAGUUUCAGUUGGAAGUCCAGUCUGGUCAAACACCAGAGGACUCACACAGGAGAGAAACCGUAUGAGUGUGUAGAUUGUGGGAAAAGUUUCUGUUUGAAGUCCAGUGUGGUGAUACAUCAGAGGACUCACACAGGAGAGAAACCAUAUGAGUGUCCGGAUUGUGGAAAGAGUUUCAGUCAGAAUUCCAGCCUGGUGAAACACCAGAGGACUCACACAGGAGAGAAACCAUAUGAGUGUCCGGAUUGUGGAAAGAGUUUCAGUUGGAAGUCCAACCUGGUGAUACAUCAGAGGACUCACACAGGAGAGAAACCAUAUGAGUGUCCAGAUUGUGGGAAAAGUUUCAGUGAGAAUUCCAGCCUGGUGAAACAUCAGAGGACUCACACAGGAGAGAAACCGUAUGAGUGUCUGGAUUGUGGGAAAAGUUUCAGUUGGAAGUCCAACCUGGUGAUACAUCAGAGGACUCACACAGGAGAGAAACCAUAUGUAUGUCCAGAUUGUGGGAAGAGUUUCAGUGAGAAUUCCAGCCUGGUGAUACACCAGAGGACUCACACAGGAGAGAAACCGUAUGAGUGUCCGGAUUGUGGGAAAAGUUUCAGUCGGAAUUCCAUUCUGGUGAACCACCAGAGGACUCACACAGGAGAGAAACCAUAUGGGUGUCCAGAUUGCAGGAAAACUUUCAGUCAGAAUAUCAACCUUGUGAUGCAUCAGAGGACUCACACAGGAGAGAAACCUUAUAAGUGUCUUGAUUGUGGGAAAAGUUUCAGUCAGAGUUCCAGCCUGGUGAACCACCAGAUGACUCACACAGGAGAGACGCCUUAUGAGUGUCUGGAUUGUUGGAAACGUUUCCAUCAGAAUUCCACUCUAGUGAUGAACCAGAAGACUGACACAGGAGAGAAACCGUAUGAGUGUCCGGAUUGUGGGAAAAGUUUCAGUCAGAAUUCCAACCUUGUGAGACACCAGAGGACUCACACAGGAGAGAAACCAUAUGAGUGUCCGGAUUGUGGGAAAGGUUUCAGUCAGAAUAUCAACCUGGUGAUGCAUCAGAGGACUCACACAGGAGAGAAACCGUAUGAGUGUCCAGAUUGUGGGAAAAGUUUCAGUACUAGGUCUAUCCUUAUAAAUCAUGUAGGUUUACACAUAGGAGAGAAACCAUUCAAAUGCCCAUACUGUGUACAGUGCUUUAAGCAAAAUUCCUCCCUUAGCAAACACAAGAAAAUGCACUUGAGGCAGAAGGUGUUGAGUGUAGAGAAGGGAUCAGAAAUAGUUUUGAUCCCUUCGAGAAUCCAAGAAUAUCAGUGGUGGAAAAGCACAGAUUACAGAUCAGAGCUGAUUAUGCACGAGAGGACCCACACCGGCGAGGAGGCCAACCAGUCUUCUCAAAGCGGCAAAAGGUUUAGCAAGAACGCCACCCUGGUGAAUCACAAGAGGUCUUACACUGGGGAGAAACUGUAUGAGUGUCCGGAUUGUCAGAAAAGUUUCAGUUGGCAUUCCAGACUGGUGAUACACCAGAGGACUCACACAGGAGAGAAACCCUAUGAGUGUCAAGAAUGUGGAAAACGUUUCUGUUUGAAGUCCAACGUGGUGAUACAUCAGAGGACUCACACAGGAGAGAAACUGUAUGAGUGUCCAGAUUGUGGGAAAAGUUUCAGUCAGAAUUCCCACCUGGUGAGACACCAAAGGACUCACAUGGGAGAGAAACCAUAUGAGUGUCCAGAUUGUGGGAAAAGCUUCAGUCGGAAUUCCAGCCUGGUGAAACACCAGAGGUCUCACACAGGAGAGAAACUGUAUGAGUGUCUGGUUUGUGGGAAACAUUUCAGGCAGAAUUCCCAACUGGUUAACCACCAGAGAACUCACACAGGAGAAAAACCGUAUGAGUGUCCAGAUUGUGGUAAAAGUUUCAGUCAGAAUUCCAGCCUGGUGUUGCACCAGAGUACUCAUACAGGAGAGAAACCCUAUGAGUGUCAAGAAUGUGGGAAAAGUUUCAGUCGGAAGGCCAGCCUGGUGAUACACAAAAGGACUCACACAGGAGAGAAACUGUACGAGUGUCCAGAUUGUGGGAAAAGUUUCAGUCGGAAUUCCCACCUGGUGAGACACCAAAGGACUCACACGGGAGAGAAACCGUAUGAGUGUCCAGAUUGUGGGAAAAGCUUCAGUCGGAAUUCCAGCCUGGUGAAACACCAGAGGUCUCACACAGGAGAGAAACCGUAUGAGUGUCCAGAUUGCGGGAAAACUUUCAGUCAGAAUAUCAACCUUGUGAUGCAUCAGAGGACUCACACAGGAGAGAAACCAUAUGAGUGUCUGGAUUGUAGGAAACAUUUCAGGCAGAAUUCCCAAAUGGUGAACCACCAGAGAACUCACACAGGAGAGAAACCGUAUGAGUGCCUGGAUUGUGGGAAAAGUUUCAGUCAGAAUUCUGGCCUGGUGAACCACCAGAGGACUCACACAAGCGAGAAACCAUAUGCGUGUCCAGAUUGUGGGAAAAGUUUCAGUUGGAAUUCCAGCCUGGUGUUGCACCAGAGUACUCAUACAGGAGAGAAACCGUUUGAAUGUCCAGAUUGUGGGAAAAGUUUCAGUCGGAAUUCUGGCCUGAUGAACCACCAGAGGACUCACACAGGCGAGAAACCAUAUGAGUGUCCAGAUUGUGGUAAAAGUUUCAGUCAGUAUUCCAGCCUGGUGUUGCACCAGAGGACUCAUACAGGAGAGAAACCGUUUGAGUGUCCGGAUUGUGGGAAAAGUUUCAGUCGGAGUUCUGGCCUGGUGAACCACCAGAGGACUCACACAGGAGAGAAACCAUAUGAAUGUCCAGAUUGUGGUAAAAGUUUCAGUCAGUAUUCCAGCCUGGUGUUGCACCAGAGUACUCAUACAGGAGAGAAACCGUUUGAGUGUCCGGAUUGUGGGAAAAGUUUCAGUCAGAAUUCCUGCCUGGUUAAACACCAGAGGACUCACACAGGAGAGAAACCAUAUGAGUGUCCAGAUUGUGGUAAAAGUUUCAGUCAGAAUUCCAGCCUGGUGUUGCACCAGAGGACUCAUACAGGAGAGAAACCGUUUGAGUGUCCGGAUUGUGGGAAAAGUUUCAGUCGGAAUUCCCAUCUGGUGAUGCACCUGAGGACUCACACAGGAGAGAAACCGUAUGAGUGUCCAGAUUGUGGUAAAAGUUUCAGUCAGAAUUCCAGCCUGGUGAACCACCAGAGGACUCACACAGGAGAGAAACCGUACGAGUGUCCAGAUUGUGGGAAAAGUUUCAGUCAGAAUUCCCAUCUGGUGAUGCACCUGAGGACUCACACAGGAGAGAAACCGUAUGAGUGUCCAGAUUGUGGUAAAAGUUUCAGUCAGAAUUCCAGCCUGGUGAACCACCAGAGGACUCACACAGGAGAGAAACCGUAUGAGUGUCCAGGUUGUAGGAAAAGUUUCAGUACUAGGUCUAUCCUUAUAAAUCAUGUAUGUUUACGCACAGGGGAAAAACCAUUCAAAUGCCUAGACUGCGCACAGCACUUUAGUAACUUACUUCCUAAUCAAACAAGAAAAUCCACAUGAGGGAGAAUAUUAUGUUUGUAGAGAAGCCUUGAAUUUCAUUUCUAAUCUCCCAUUGGAAGUCCUGCUGAGAAAUUAACUAUUUAAUUUCUGGCUGUUUCUUUUAGUCAAAGAUUAGACAUGAGGGCCGAGGGAAGAAGU